GAUUUGGGUGAAAAUGAAGUCUGAUGUUUCAUUGCACAGUACAGUCUUGUUUUGAAAAUGUCUCGUGUUGAAGCUAAAAAGCCUUCAUUAUAUAUUAGUGAACCUCUAUCUGAAGAUUUAGUUCAUCGGUCACUGUCUGUGCUAAGUGGUGUUUUGAAAUCUUGCUAUGGCCCUGCUGGUAGGCUCAAACAGCUCCACAAUGGCAUGGGAGGCUACGUUUGUACAACCUCACAAUCUUCAGCUGUGCUCCGUUGUAUUUCUGUCAGUCAUCCUGUGUUAAGGGUUUUGACAGCCUCUGUACAGAAUCAUGUAUCCCGCUUCAGUGACUGUGGCUUAUUUACUGCCAUUCUUUGCUGUAGCUUGAUUGAAAACUUUAAAAGGACCAACAUUUUGCCUUGUACUGUUAUUAAAAUAAGCAAGUAUCUUUUGAGCUUAUGUACUGACUACCUCCAGUCUGAGGCCUGUGCUUGUCGAGUACCUGUAGAUUUUAGCAAUCUCGAGACUCUCUUUUGUUUGGUACGUAGCGUAUUAACAAGCAAACCUGCUUGCAUGCUUAGAAAAAUGGAGGUUGACCAUCUCACUAGACUGACUGUAAAGGCUUUUUUGCUUACUGUUCCAUGUCAUGUUGAAAUGAGUGCUGUUUUAGGAAAGUGUGUAAUAGUGCCCAUGAAAGGUAGAAGAGUUGUGGAUUCUACAGUUUUUCCUGGACUAUUGCUGGAAACAACAGAAAAUCAAUUUCCGAAACCACUGUCUAUCAAAAGAACUUCUUCAGACAUGAUCAAGGUAGCACUUUUUUGUGUGUCUAUGUCAGGAGACCUUUCCAACCUUGAUGAAGGAAGCAUAACAGUCCAUCAUGGAAUUUGUCUAGAAAUGUCAGAACUGGAUCAGUUAUUUAAUGUAGGAAAGCAGCUGGUUAAUGAUGGGAUUGGCCUUGUAGCGUGCCAGAAAGUUAUCCAUCCAUCCUUAAAACAGUAUCUGAAAGAGAAUCAUAUUGUGGCUGUAGACAGAGUUGGACUACCUAUGAUGGAGCCCCUGAGUAAAAUGACAGGUUCAGUGCCUAUAGCUUCCAUACAUUCUUUCUCUCCCAGUUGCUAUGGCAAUUUGAAGGAUGUGUGUACUGUGAGUUUUGCUCCAAAACAUUUUGUGCAUCUAAUUCCUAAUGACACACUUAUCUGCAGUUUGAUGCUCUGCAACAGAAAUGAAACCACAUGGGAUGAAUUGAAGCGUGCUUAUGAAACUGCAGAGCAUGUGUUACAGCUGACAAUCAAGGAACCUUUGGCACUGUUGGGUGGUGGCUGUUCAGAAACUCACUUGGCUUCGUAUAUAAGACACAAGAGUCACGAUCUGCCAGCUAGCAGUUUUAAAGCUAUAGAUUGUUCUCGGACACAAUUCCAAUUGGUUGCUGAUGCCUUUUGCCGCUCACUGGAAUCUGUAGCUUGCUCUCUAAAUCAUGAUGAUGGAGACAUUUUUACAGACAUGGUUUAUGGACACUGUUGGCUUGUUCCGUCAGGUUUCUCCUUUGUUUCUAACUGGUCAGAUUUAGUUUCAAAAUGUGGUUGUGGGAUUAACGAUAACACUCAGAAUCUCAAUUGGAGGGUUUUGCAAAGCCAGUUUAGCUCUCCUGUUCUGCAGAGCUGCCCCAAAGAGCCUCCAGUAAAAGUUGCUGACUUUCUUACACUGGACUGUUUUGCUGCAAAAUGUAGUGGCUUACAAGUAGCUGUGGAGACAGCCAAUCUGAUUUUAGAUAUCUCAUGCAUAAUUGAAGACCAAAAUUAGUUCUGUUCUUACGUGAUUUGUAUGGCACAGCAAACUACUUACUUGAA
Messenger RNA from Tinamus guttatus (white-throated tinamou), 1823 nucleotides. It is a transcript of the gene MKKS, whose product is annotated as MKKS centrosomal shuttling protein. Gene Ontology annotation, molecular function: ATP binding. Gene Ontology annotation, biological process: intracellular transport; developmental process; protein folding. Lineage: Eukaryota; Metazoa; Chordata; Aves; Tinamiformes; Tinamidae. Gene Ontology annotation, cellular component: cytoplasm; nucleus; kinociliary basal body. The record is from RefSeq and is a predicted model, not a curated record.